Molecule: messenger RNA, 801 nt
Organism: Echinostoma caproni
Lineage: Eukaryota; Metazoa; Platyhelminthes; Trematoda; Plagiorchiida; Echinostomatidae
Source: the annotation of a GenBank genome assembly
GCUUCGGUAGCUGCUGGCCUCUCGUCUGUGCAUUCCCAUACACUGGAACACGAGUGGCAUUGCCGGUUGAUCGGAAUCGUAGUGGACGACCUGAUCAAUCAUGUGCGUCAUUUCCCCCUUCAGGCUUUCUACGAGGAUGAUCAAUACAACACGGUAGUGUGCAAUCUAGUGUUCUUGCGAGGUCUGUGCCCUAGUCUCUCAUCCGUUCUGAACCCUAGCCGUCCAUCCGCAACUGGCGGUUCGCUGAACUUCAACUCCAUUUCCGGUCCUGUUCCCGUUCCGGGUCAUUCGGAUGGUGCCUGUACGGGCUCUGCCCUCAAACUUGUAGCCAAAACUCUAUUGGCACUUGUCAAUGUGAAUGUGGCCACGAAAAUCCAUCCGGACAGUCUUCUCACUCCGGACCAAUUCACCGAUUAUCGGAAGCGAUUGCUCGAAGAGUUCUGCAUGGCACUAACUUCUCCUUUACAACCAUCCGAGAUCACUCAGCUUGAUCAGUUGUACGAGACAGAGUCAUUUCGUGCCAGUUGUCAAUCUCUCAGUCGUGAAUUGGCCACUCUUGCGAAUCACUUCUUGGAGGAGCUGGAACACAAUCAUUCCCAUCACCAGCACCCGUCAGUCGGACCAUGUUCCUUAUCUACCGAAUCCGGUGGGACCAGUCAAACAAGUGGACAUGAGUUUCGCCCCUGGGAGUGCUCGUCACCUCCUACAUGUCCUCAGAUUUAUGCAACUCUGCGCGAACUCGAGGACAGGACAAGACAAUUAAUUCACGGUCCUCGAUCAGUGUGUGCGUUGCACAACUGA